UACACAGUACUGCUACUGGACCAGCUCCUCCUACAGGUACAAACAAGCCAUUGAUAGGAGGUCCUCCACUCUCUCCUAUUGCAUUAAUGGAUAUACCAGAUGAUAGACCAAAAGUAUCUGAAUUGAUAAAGUUUCAUGAGUUAUUAAUAAAAGGACAACUUGAGAAGUUUCUACCACUGCUUGAUACUGAUACUAUAAGGAAGAUUAGAAAUGCUGUUAAUGAUCAUGAAAGAAUGUCUCUUCUUAUAAGAGCAUUUGAAGAACAUCCAAUACUGCUCCAAAAAGUGAGAACUACUGGAAUAAAAGGUUUGUUCAAACCAAUGGAAGGAUCAAUGUCACCAGAAUACAUUACAGUGAAAGAGAUGUUAGCUGAUCUUGUUGAUCUGUUGGCAGGAAAUGCUCCAGUUAUUUCUCAGUUAAAUAAUCAUCUCUUUUCAUCUGAUCUCAUUCCUAAAGCAGUACAUCUUACUGUUGAAAGUACUGCAGGACUCACUCCUUAUGAUAGAGCUAAUAAAAUAUUCUCUUCAGUACUAGCAACACUUGAGUGUCAUCCUAAUCCUAACAGUGUGUUCUCUUCUCUCAUUACUUCACUACAGAAAGUAGGACUCAACAACAUGGCAUCUAAACUGAUGGAAAAUUUAAGAGGAAAAGGUGGUCAUGUUGACCCUAAUCUAGAGCAGCAACCAUCAGUCAGUAAGGGACCACUUCAACCAGUGGAUGUCACUCCACAAUCUCACACACCACAACCAACAAUCACUGGAUCACAAUCAUCUACUCCUACUACUGUCAUUGAGCUCAGUUCAAAGAGUGAAGUUGCUGCCAAUAUUAAAAGUCUUCAUUCUCGGUUUGCAUCUCUUGAUUGUGAUAUAAGGGAUGAGUUUGAGGAGCUGGUGAAACAGGGAAAAGUGAAUCUUAAAGCUGUAGCUAGGAGUGCAGCUACUUACUUAAGCAUUAAAGUAUCCAGUUUGAAAUAUGGCAAUGUUGAUGACUUAUUCUACUCUCUUCAGCCUCAUUAUGAUUUCUUUAACUGUGAUGGUGUGCUUAAACACUUGGCAGACACUUACCUUUCAACUGCACAAAUUGAACUAACUCAAUACAUUCGUAGUGUUGAUAAAUUCUCAGAAUCAUCUCAAUUGAAGCACAUACGAUCAAAAAUCAAAGAGAAAUUGUCAUCAUUACCAACAGCAGCUUCACCAACCACUAGCCAUAAAAAAAAACCAGUUGUUAUUCAGCUAAGCGACAGAUGGGAUGAAAUGACUCUAUCUAAAUUUAAAAGAGUCCUUCAGUAUUACUUUGGGCAUAAAGUAGCAGAUAUUUCUACUAUAGUGGACAUUGAUUUUGGUUCAGUUGUCAUUACACUGUUAAUACCAACCUCACUAUCACAGUCUCUUAUUGAUGCUAUCAAUAACAGAACAAACUCAAUGAGUAGAUUAGGAAUAUUGGAAGUUGCUGUUGACAAUAAAGCGAUUCCUAUCAAAAAAAAAGAUGAUAACAAUUUUGAUGUUUCGCUCCAUGAAUCAGUUAAAGCUGGUGAUAGUUUUGAAGUAUCAAUGCUACUGCAGUUAGGAGCUGAUCCUAACAGUAAAGAUGAGAGAGGAAAGAGUGCAGUAGAAAUAGCUAAUCGUACUGAUAUGGAUGGAUUCAGGUAA
Molecule: messenger RNA, 1649 nt
Organism: Amphimedon queenslandica
Lineage: Eukaryota; Metazoa; Porifera; Demospongiae; Haplosclerida; Niphatidae
Exons: 5
Coding region: 87-1649 (520 amino acids)
Molecular function (GO): protein binding
Source: RefSeq, a predicted model, not a curated record